AAAUUGUAUAACUAACUGUAUUAAUGUAGGAAGUAAAUAAAGACUUUAUUAUUAGUUUAUGUUCCACUGUGAUUACAUGGACAGAAUAUAGCCUGACAUAAACAAAUAAUUUCCCUAGGUGGAAGUUGGUUUAUGUAUUAGAGCUGAUCAACUGUAUAGAAUGUGCAAAGGUAUUUUCUCUACCUGUAGACAAAGCCUGCACCGAUCUGUGCCCCUGUGUGGAGCUUAAGAUUGAACAUAUGUCUAUUAAGUCCACACUGUUAAGUGCCCGUACUAAGAUACAUAGGUUUUUCCUACUGAGUGCUAGUAGUUCUGAAUCAGCCUUCUUAUUGAAGGAGUCUAAUUGUGUAGUGUUGCUAGGGACAAUGUAUGCUAUGCAUUGUUGUGUAGAUCUAUAUCUAUAUGUACAAUUCUUUAUCUUGUUCUCUUUGGAUCUUCGAUCAGUCGUUAGACUAUAUGGCGAUUUCUGACAGGAGAACCAUAGCUCUGCCAUCAUCUACUCAUCAAGCAUGUCAGCUCGCAUCAGGCGGUUGAUUCGCGACGGUACAACCAAUGAGCUAGCGAGCGAGGUAUGUUGCAUUAGCCAUUCUUUGUGCUUUUUGCAGUUAUUACUGAUUUCCUCACAAAGAGUUGGCAUUUCAAGGUAUUCAGAUUUCAUUGUUGCGAGUGCUGUCAGCUUGCCAGGGGCUAGUGAUGAAAAUGAACCAGACGUAGUUCCAGAGAGCCAUGAAGGUAUUAUAUGUGACAGUUGCGACAAGCACAUAUAUGGGUUCCGCUACAAGUGUGUCACCUGUGAUAACUUUGACUUGUGCCAAAAGUGUGAAAUGCUUGAGAGACACCCACAACACUAUAUGUUGAGAAUACCUAAGUCAAUUAAAUUUGGUCUAGCUGAUGACUUAAUUAAGAAAUGGCGAAACUUAUUUCUAAAAGAACACAUACAGCCCGACUGUGAAUCCUCCAGCGAUGAUGAACCAGUUAAAAAAUACAUCACACUCAAUGACAGUGGCAUUGAUUUAACAGAAGACGUCAAAAAUGAUAUAAGAAGUGAAAUUUCGAGAGCCAUAAGAGAAGCAAAUGAGAAAAUAGCAAAUAUUCCUCCCGUACAAGUAGUUAGAGAAAAGGUUACAAAACAAAAGACACCAAUCAGAAGAAAAGUUGAUGUCCCAAUAGACAAUGAGACGAUUAAAGUUGACCAAGAAAUUGUUGAAGAUGAAGCAGAAAUUGGAUCAGCUCCUGAAUUAGUGUUUGCUGAUGCUCUGAAAUUCGACCAGGCUGAUGUAAAGCCAACUGUGGCAGAUUCUUGUGAAGUUGCUGUGCCUAACUCUUCUUAUAUCACAGUGGAGACCCAGCCAUUACUAUAUGUCACGUUAAGCAAUGACUUAUCACAGUUUAUGAUAGAGCUUGCACCUGAUAGUAAUGCUACUGAAAGCAAUACAAUAAAAUGAAUUUAUCUUUGUGACAUUUCAUGGGAAUGUGGUAGAUGACGACUCAUUAUCAGCCUCUUUUUGAAGUAAAACUUCUUAACCGACUCCAAAAAAAGGAGGAGGUUUCUUAAUUCGACCGUAUAUAUAUUUUUUAUGCUUGUUUGGGGAGUAAGCUGGUGAGUGUGUUACGAAAACUGUAAUCGGGGAGGCUUUUAAAAUGCGUGCUGCCAUCUACAGGCAUAGUGUAACAGUGUUUAAUAUUUAAACCACCAAUAGAUGGCGUUCUUAAAAAACUUUGAAACAAUCCCGUUUUGUAUAUUUCAAGAGCCUAUUGCGAUGCAGUUAUGCCUUAGACUCAUAGAUGGCUUUUGUGUAAAUUAGCUUACAGACAUUGAGAGGGAGAACAAAUUGCUAAAGAAGUUUUACUUCUGUGGUUUACAGCACACUUGUUUUUUUUCGCCGUGAAUACGUGUUUAAAGCUUCCAUAGCGAGUGUCAAUCCAAAUAUGGGGGGAUACAGUUUGGUUUGCAGCUACAUAACUAUAGUUUGGCUAAAGAAAGUAUAGACUGAAAUCAACCAGCAAAUUUAAAAAAAAAAUGGAGGGCGUUCCCUAAACAAUAGUGCAAAUAUUUAAGUAACUCAAGUUUGAUAAUUGCAAGUUUUUUUUUCAAUAUGUAGUAAUGUUGAAAACAUUACUACAUAUUGAAAAAAAAAACACAUAUACGUUUUUUAUUAAAGAUUAGUCGAUAUUUUUUUGAAUUUGCUAAGCGAUUUCAGUCUCUACUUUCAUUAGACAAACUAUCACCCAUAAAUACCAUAGAUAAAAAACUAUCAGCUCUAUCCAAAAAUUAACUAAACAUUGCAUAGUUGAAAGAUCAAAGAAUUCGCCACAUUAUGGGUAGACUUUUGAAAAGUUUCGUGCAGUGAAGUGGAAUCGCUGCCAAUUUGAGGUCAUUUUGAUGCGUUUCGAGAUUUGCAUUUAAUAUAACUUGACUCAAAGAACCUACGACGCUCGUUUAGAUUUCAAUUGUUAGCUCUUGUUAAAAUCUUCGUUUUCAUGUACCUAUAAAAUAUUUGAUAUAAUAUUGUAUAGGUAUCUGUGUAUGUAUUUUGUCACUGCUUAAUAAACGUUUGAAAUCUUUUAAUGCUGUAAUAAAAUGAUAGAUCACAAAAAAA
Bicyclus anynana (squinting bush brown) is the source of this 2600-nucleotide messenger RNA. RefSeq lists its product as uncharacterized. NCBI's taxonomy places the organism in Eukaryota, Metazoa, Arthropoda, Insecta, Lepidoptera, Nymphalidae. Gene Ontology annotation, biological process: aggrephagy; mitophagy; endosome organization. Gene Ontology annotation, molecular function: zinc ion binding; protein kinase C binding; K63-linked polyubiquitin modification-dependent protein binding. The transcript has 4 exons. Gene Ontology annotation, cellular component: aggresome; amphisome. The record is from RefSeq and is a predicted model, not a curated record. The coding region runs from base 510 to 1445 and encodes 311 amino acids.